This is a messenger RNA of Anolis sagrei ordinatus, 2171 nucleotides long. It is a transcript of the gene SCFD1, whose product is annotated as sec1 family domain containing 1. NCBI's taxonomy places the organism in Eukaryota, Metazoa, Chordata, Lepidosauria, Squamata, Anolidae. The record is from RefSeq and is a predicted model, not a curated record. Gene Ontology annotation, biological process: intracellular protein transport; endoplasmic reticulum to Golgi vesicle-mediated transport. Gene Ontology annotation, molecular function: syntaxin binding. Gene Ontology annotation, cellular component: cytosol; Golgi membrane.
ACGUCUGCCCGAAGCGGAUUGGCUGGGACCUGAAGAAGGGGGCGGGGCCGGACGAGGCGGCGAGGAAAAAAUGGCGGCCGGCAUCCGGGAAAAACAGACGGUGGCUCUGAAGCGUAUGUUGAAUUUUAAUGUGCCACCUGUUAAAAACAGUACAGGUGAACCAGUAUGGAAAGUUCUUAUUUACGACAGAUUUGGCCAAGAUAUAAUAUCUCCAUUAUUAUCAGUGAAAGAAUUAAGAGAUAUGGGCAUUACUCUCCACCUUCUUCUGCACUCCGAUCGAGACCCCAUUCCAGAUGUUCCAGCGAUAUAUUUUGUAAUGCCAACUGAGGAAAAUGUUGACAGGCUGUGCCAGGAUCUUAGAAAUCAACUUUAUGAAUCUUACUUUUUAAAUUUUAUUUCUGCUAUUUCAAGAAGUAAACUGGAAGAUAUUGCAAAUGCUGCUUUGGGUGCCAGUGCUGUAACGCAAGUUGCUAAGGUUUUUGACCAAUAUCUCAACUUCAUUACUUUGGAAGAUGAUAUGUUUGUACUGUGCAAUCAAAAUAAGGAGCUUGUUUCAUAUCGUGCCAUUAACAGACCGGAUAUAACAGAUACAGAAAUGGAGACCAUCAUGGACACAAUUGUUGACAGUCUUUUUUGUUUUUUUGUUACACUUGGGGCUAUUCCAAUAAUCAGAUGUUCAAGAGGAACAGCAGCAGAAAUGGUAGCUGUGAAACUAGAUAAGAAACUCCGAGAGAACCUCAGAGAUGCCAGAAACAGCCUUUUCACAGGUGAUACACUUGGGGCUGGACAAUUCAGUUUCCAGAGACCUCUUUUGGUACUUAUUGAUAGAAACAUAGAUUUGGCAACUCCUCUGCACCACACCUGGACCUACCAAGCUUUAGUGCAUGAUGUGCUGGAUUUUCAUUUGAACAGAGUUGUUUUGGAAGAGUCUUCGGGAAUGGAAAAUUCCCCAGCAGGCGCUAGACCAAAGAAAAAAAAUAAAAAGUCAUAUGAUUUAACUGCAGCUGAUAAAUUCUGGCAGAAACACAAAGGAAGUCCUUUCCCAGAAGUGGCAGAGUCAGUUCAGCAAGAGCUAGAAUCUUACAGAGCUCAAGAAGAUGAGGUCAAGAGACUUAAAAGCAUAAUGGGGCUAGAAGGUGAAGAUGAAGGAGCAAUAAGUAUGCUUUCUGAUAACACUGCUAAACUAACAUCAGCUGUUAGCUCUCUUCCAGAGCUUCUAGAAAAGAAGAGGCUCAUAGAUCUGCAUACAAAUGUGGCAACAGCUGUUCUGGAACAUAUAAAGGCACGAAAACUAGAUGUGUAUUUUGAAUAUGAAGAAAAGAUCAUGAGCAAAUCUACUUUAGAUAAAUCCCUUUUGGACAUGAUUUCUGAUCCUGAUGCUGGAACUGCUGAAGACAAGAUGCGCCUAUUUCUUAUAUAUUACAUUAGUUCUGUACAGCUGCCCUCUGAGGCAGAUUUGGAACAGUACAAAAAAGCACUGACAGAUGCAGGAUGUAAUCUUAACCCCUUAAAUUACAUUAAACAAUGGAAAGCUUUUGCCAAAAUGGCUUCAGCUCCAGGUACCUAUGGAAACAGUGCAGCUAAGUCAUUGGGCCUUUUCUCACGGGUCAUGAAUACAGGGUCCCAGUUUGUGAUGGAAGGUGUCAAGAAUUUAGUACUAAAGCAGCAGAAUCUUCCAGUCACACGUAUUUUAGACAACCUCAUGGAAAUGAAGUCAAAUCCUGAGACAGAUGACUACAGGUAUUUUGACCCUAAGAUGUUGCGAGGCAGCGACAGCUCAAUUCCAAGAAACAAAAAUCCAUUUCAGGAGGCAAUUGUCUUUGUAGUUGGAGGAGGCAAUUACAUUGAAUACCAAAAUCUUAUUGAUUACAUAAAGGUCAAACAAGGUAAACAUGUCUUAUAUGGCUGCAGUGAACUGUUUAAUGCUGCACAGUUUAUAAAACAGCUUUCCCAACUUGGGCAGAAAUAGGACAGAAGAUACUUUUUGGACAUUUUGGCACUGUGAAGAAAAGAUCAUGGCAGCAGUUAAUAUCUUAACCUAUGCUUAAAAUUUAAAUGUCAACUGAUUCAUUAAAUUGGUAAUUUUUAUGUAAGAAUGUUCUGUACUUGUAUAUAUAAUUCAUACCAUGCAGAAUAAUACUCUUCAAAUAAAUCACAACACUUGGACUAAC